Molecule: messenger RNA, 1566 nt
Organism: Sphenostylis stenocarpa
Lineage: Eukaryota; Viridiplantae; Streptophyta; Magnoliopsida; Fabales; Fabaceae
Source: the annotation of a GenBank genome assembly
AUGGCUUACAACAAGGGGGUGCAUAGCAGCGGUGGAGGGAGUAACAGAGGGAGGCCUUAUGCGUUGAUAUUGCUUAUCACAUUUGGGGUUGCAGUGCUUGGGGUUAUGGUGCUUCACAAGCUCAGAGAGAAGCGCAUCUAUACCCUUCUAGUCAAAGAGAAAGAUCAUCAGAUUCUUUCUCUUCAGCUUCUCUUGCAGGUCACUAACUCUUCUCAGUUUUUCUCCUCCAUCAACCCCUUACCCCCUCUCUCUUGGCUUCUCUUUCUUUUACGUGUUAUUCUGUCAUCACGACACAAGGAAAGAGAUCGCAGCAAGGAGUUGAGAGAGAAGAACGAAGAGAUGAAGGGGAAGAUAUACGCCUUGAGAAGUCAGAAGAUGGAGCUGUCAAGAACAGUUGUGGAGAUGCAAUCCACCCUGGAUUCACUGAAAGAUGAGCAGAAACUGAUGGAAUCAGCAUUUGAGGAACAGCAGAAUGAGCUAAGAUUGAUGCAAGAAAAGGGGAGCAAUGUGGGACAGGGAGGCUCUGAGAUAGUAGCAUUAAGAGAGGAUCUUAAGCACAAGGAAGCAGAGAUAGAAGACUUGAAGCACCGUCUUGAAAGCUCAGUUAAUAAUCAUCCAACCACCUUUCCUGAAAUAGUGACGGCAAAUGGAACAAUGGCAGGACAAGAUGAAUCUGAGAAGGAGGAAAAUUCCAGUGAAUUUGCCAAACAUGAGGGUGAUGACAAUGAGAAUGCAAGUAAAAGAGAAUUAACCAAGUCCAAAGAUGGGGAUGUUGCAACUGAUAUAAGAGAUGAAACUCGGACUGAUGGGGAGUUUGGAAAGGCAAAUGAAGACCAACAAAGUAAUGGUGGUGGCGCGGCAAAAGAUAUUAAUGAUGCUGAAGUGCGAUACGAGAGGGAGAAGAAAGCAAUGAGAGAAGAACAAGCAGAGAAUAAUGCAGACAGUAGUGGUCAGGUGAAACAGUUGGCUGGGAUGAAGAGGAAACAUAACCAUACAAGAAGGACAAAGGCUAAGCAUUUGAGAACGAGUAAAUUAACGGAGAACGGGGCUGCUGAUAAUCACAUGGGCGAUAAGAAGGUUUACAAAGAUGAGGUGAAAGGGAGAAGAAUUGGGAAGGUCUCUUAUGAGGAAACUUUUACGAGAGAAGACGAGGGAAGAAACAAAAAUAGCCCAAAAGACAAGUCACGUACCAAAUUGUUAAAGCUUGAAAAUAAGGAAGAUGGCAUUGUUACGAAGGUGAAUAAUACAAAACAUGAUGUCACAGUUAGUACUACUAAUCAUAGACGGGAUGAGACAAGGCAUAUCAACAAAGCUGACAAGAAUGCAGAACAAACAGAAACUGGAAUGUUAUUUGAAGGGAAUGGGGAAUUAGAAGCAGUUUUGGUUGCACAAAAUCAGAAUAAAGAUGGGAUUGAUAGUGGUCAUAAAGAUGGGAUUGAUAAUGGUCAUAAAGAUGAGAUAGAUAACGGUCAUGAUGAAAUUGAUAAUGGUAAUGAGGACGAUAAUGAUGAUGAAAUUUUCAAAAAAUCUCAUUCUGAAUCUCAAGACGAAGAUACAGAUGAAUGA